CACUUCUCUAUCUGUAAUAUAUACAUGUAUAGUGGACAUAGAGAGAUAAUACUCUGAGAUUCUCAAAUGAAAUGAAAUAGCGUGAUACAAAGCAGCCAGGAUCAUUUUUUACUAAUUGGUGCGUAUUUGAUGCUUCUUCUGCUUAUUCGCCCUUAAUCUCUGACGAACCAGUGAAGCUGAAAUUAUCAAUGUCUGAGACAAUGUAAAUGAGAAUAAAGUACUUAUGUCUAGCUUCUGUUAUCUACAAAUAUUUCGAUAAGCCCUGUACAUCAUGAUAGCCACUGAUCUAGAUAGUUAAGAUAAGACCAUAAGAGCCGUGCUUCAGUACUGAUUAUAAGCAAAAGUUCGUCUUGUUUUCCAAUAACAAUGAGCUAUACAAGUGACAAAGACCAAAAGAAGGAAGCUGUGGACGUUACCGCCGAUGUCACGACCCUGAAGGAUGAUCUAGAGGCUAAUGGAAUGAAUGCAGAAUUUAUCAAUCUUCGUACGACGGGAUGGGUGCAAGCAAUUCCGCUGAUUCUCAAAGUCCAAAUAGGUUUGGGUGUGCUGUCAAUCGCAAGUACAUUAACGUCACUAGGAUACGCCCUUGGAACUGUUGUUCUUGUCUUCAUAGGCUUUUUGACAACGUACUCAAACGUGAUAAUUUCAAAUUAUGUGCAGGAACAUCCAGAGAUAGACACAGUUAGCGAUAUUGGCUACAGCUUAUUUAAACGACCCGGCAAGGAAAUUUUUGAGGUGGCAUUCUGUAUCUAUAUGAUCAUGAUCGUCUCAUCUGGAUUAUUGGGCAUGUCUACAGCUCUAAGUCAGUUAUCGGAUAAUGGUGCUUGCUCGGUCAUAUUCGUCAGUGCGAUGGCUAUCGUUGUUUUCCUUCUCGCUUCACUCCAUCAAGCGCGCUAUGUCAGCUAUGCAGCAUGGUUCGGUGUUGGAUGCAUAAUUGUCAGCGUUAUGAUUGUAACUAUUGCUGUGGCCGUGGCUGAUAGACCAGCAGCUGCCCCUGUUGGUGAAUACAAUCUUGGUCUAACUGCAAGCGUUGAAGGGUCUUUUGUGGAUGUAAUGUCAGGAAUCUCAACGAUCAUUUUUGCAUACGGCGGUUUACCUGCAUUUAUACCAAUCAUGAAAGAGAUGAAGCAGGAGAAAGACUUCACCAAAAGUCUUUACGUCGGACAAGGGAUCACCACAGUGUUUUACAUCAUUGUAAGUCUGGUUGUCUACACAUAUUGUGGACAGUAUAUCUCCUCGCCAGUGCUAGGUAGCGCAGGGACUAUUAUCAAGAAGAUUAGCUACGGAAUUGCAUUCAGUGGAUUACUAGCCGGUGCAGUGGUUGUUGCACAUCUCCUCGCAAAAUCGCUGUUCGUCAGAAUUUUCAAGAGAUCUCAAUAUUUGUACAAGAAGAGCGCCCGCCAUUACGUCUAUUGGAUGCUGACAGUUGCCGGUGGAGUUGUCGUCGCCUACAUUGUCGCAAAUUGCAUACCCUAUUUCGAUCUGGUCAUUUCGCUUGUUGGUGCAAUUUUUAUGACAUUCUUUGUCAUAGUCAUGCCAGGAUUGGUAUUCCUCAUGAAAAACGACAAUAAUAAGAAUGGAGUCGAUGCAUGUAGACAUUGGUUUGACUGGACAGCCAACGUUUUCAUGGUGCUCUUUGGCGUUUUCGUUAUGAUUUCAGGUACCUAUGCCACUUGUAUUCUUUUAAGACAGCAGUACGGCGAUACGACACCAUUUAGCUGCUAAUUGUUUAAUUUUAUAGAUUGUUUUAUUUUGUUUCAGCGUUUUUUGUGAAUCCUCGUUAUCUUAUCAGAGAGCCCAGUCAAGUUAAUUGAACCGAGAUAUCAGUUAAUGUACUCAUGCGUUCAUUAGAUAACUCAGGUAGAACCAGCAAGCUAAGCCCUUGACGAUAGUAAAAAUGGCACCAACGCACAGAUCCCGCAAUUCCAGCGCCGAUAAUGGAGAUAGAGCAUGGUCUGAAGAAGAGGACAAGCUAUUGUUGCGUCUAGUGAAAGAAUAUGGGAGUGAAAGAGGUAGACGGAGCAGCUGGCCAUUGAUAGCGUCCUAUUUUGGUGGUAAGAGAACGAUGAAACAGUGCCGUAAGCGUUACUUCUAUACACUGGACUCAACUAUCACGCACGGAAAGUGGUCGAGGGAAGAAGAUAACAAGCUUCUAAGUUUGAUAGAUGUCUUUGGGCAUAAAUGGAAGGAGAUUAGUUUUGAGAUGACCGGGCGCACAGACGAUCAGUGCUCCUCAAGAUAUCUGAACUGUCUACAGUGCAAAAAAACGCCUUGGACGGCUGAGGAAGACGCUACACUUCUCAAUCUAUACGAAGUCGAUGGUCCAUUGUGGACAAAGAUCUCCAGCUCGUUGCCAGGUAGGUCAGCUCUGAAUUGCCGCAACAGGUAUCGUAAAUUUGGCGGUAAGGUGUACAAAGCGCGCAAACUAAGUGCAUCCGGGUCGAAAAAGGAUUAUGUUAAUAGCGAUAGUCAGAAUGAGUCGACGGACGGAUCCACGUUUGACGUGCAUGACUGUGCCAACAAAUCGUCUGAUAUAUCUAGCUCUAAUGACAUCGAAAACUUCAAUGUGGUUGUUGCAAGAAUGUUUCCUCAGUUAGUUCCUCAGGAUGCGUUUAAUACGCUUUUCAUGAUGCAGCUCAACGCCAUACCCACUGGAGCCACUCCUAUUCAAUCCGACGCGUCACCGCUGUUUCCUGAAGAAGCGGAGUUUCGACAAGUGAGUCUGCCGCCGUCCAGUUCGCC
Wallemia mellicola CBS 633.66 is the source of this 2742-nucleotide messenger RNA. RefSeq lists its product as hypothetical. Gene Ontology annotation, biological process: amino acid transmembrane transport. Gene Ontology annotation, cellular component: vacuolar membrane. NCBI's taxonomy places the organism in Eukaryota, Fungi, Basidiomycota, Wallemiomycetes, Wallemiales, Wallemiaceae. The coding region runs from base 367 to 1725 and encodes 452 amino acids. The record is from RefSeq and is a predicted model, not a curated record. The transcript is spliced from 3 exons. Gene Ontology annotation, molecular function: amino acid transmembrane transporter activity.